GGCGACACUGACUGGCACAGAUGGGUGGCACUGAUUGGCAGCAUUGAUAGGUGGCAAUGAUUGGCAUUGAUAGGUGGCACUGACUGGCACUGAUGGGUGACAUUGAAAGGCAGCACAGAUGGGCACUGAUAUGUGGCAUUGAUGUGCACUGGUAUGCACUGAUAUGUGGCAUUGAUGUGGCACUGACAGGUGGCACUUCUGGGGCCACACUGAUCAUCAGGGCACACUGAUCAUCAGUGCCCUGUGGCUCUCCUCUCCUCUGUCAGCGUGACAGCUCGAGA
Messenger RNA from Staurois parvus, 281 nucleotides. The record is from the annotation of a GenBank genome assembly. Lineage: Eukaryota; Metazoa; Chordata; Amphibia; Anura; Ranidae.